AUGAAUCACGAAGAGAUACUUUCGGUGGUACAGGAGAAGUUUUUAUCGAGUGAACGCGUGACAGCGUUUUUAUGCGAUGCUAAAGUGCUGCAACCUGACUGCAUUAAAAAAGAUAGACUCCUUGCAAUUGUUGAAUAUGGAGAUGAAAAAGCUGUUUUUUGUUUGUUCACCUCAUGUUACCCACCUAAAUCCUUUACUGAUUUAUCAAUAGAAAUAGUACUACCCAUAGAUAAUAGUUUUAAAUGUGAAAUUGAUAAUAAACCAUCGGAUCCUGAAGCAAUUUUGUACCUGAAUCUCCAGUCACGUAAUAGUAAGUUUAAGUUUGAAAUCCAAAUGACUCCUCGGGUCGAUAACUUCGUUGAUGAUUUAUUUCGUGGUAUCGAAGCUGUAAACAAACUUCCUACACAACCUGAGUUUGUUUGGCUCAAAAAAUAUAUUGGCCAAAGAGAAGAUGACAUCAUAGCGCAAACCAUGGUUCUACCUAGAAGUGGAAUGGCUCAUACUCAGGUGUCUGCGCCAGUGACCAUAAGAGAAAGUCUUAUAAAGAGAAAAAUGAGUGAUAAAGAAUUUGAAUACACAUUCACAAAAAGGUUUACAAUAUUUUGUGGUACAUGGAAUGUUAACGACAAGUCACCUGUCAUCCCUUUAAAAGCCUGGUUAUGUGUUGAUAAGGAGCCUCCAGACAUAUAUGCUGUAGGUUUCCAGGAACUGGAUCUAUCCAAAGAAACAUUUCUUUUUGAUCAGACAUUCAGAGAAGAUGAAUGGUACAAUGCAGUUAGAAGUAAUGUUGAUCCUAGGGCUAAGUAUGUUAAAGUUGAAAUUGUAAGACUUGUAGGUAUGAUGCUUAUAAUAUUAAUAAAAGAAAAGCACAUGUCACAUGUGCGUAAUGUGGUCUGUGAUACAGUAGGAACAGGAAUUAUGGGUAAAAUGGGUAACAAAGGUGGUGUUUCUAUAAGAUUUGAUCUCCAUAAUACGUCAAUAUGCUUUGUCAACUCGCAUUUAGCUGCCCAUGUAGAAGAAUAUGAGAGGCGUAACCAAGACUUUCGAGAUAUAUGCAACCGUACAAGGUUUGUUCAAGCAAAUCAACUGCCAAAAGCAAUAAAAGAUCAUGAUCAAAUUUACUGGUUGGGAGACCUUAACUAUAGAAUCACAGAAUUGGAUCCACUUAGUGUGAAGAAAAUGGUAAAUGAAAAUAAUUUUGCUCCUGUUCUGGAGUGGGACCAGCUCCGACAACAGCACAAAAUUAAUAAUGUGUUUGCUGGGUAUACUGAAGGGACAAUCACAUUUAAACCUACAUAUAAAUAUGAUCCAGGCACGGAUCAUUGGGACUCUAGUGAGAAGAACCGAGCCCCGGCAUGGUGUGAUCGAAUCUUUUGGAAAGGUAAUAAUGUUACACAGUUAGCUUACAGAAGUCACCCAGCUCUAAAUAUCAGCGAUCAUAAGCCUGUGUCAGCGCUAUUUACAUCUGCAAUAAAAAUUGUUGAUGAAGAAAAAUAUAGAAAGAUAUAUGAAGAAGUUAUCAAGCAACUUGACAAGUUGGAGAAUGAGUUAAUACCCCAAGUUAAAGUUGAUGUAACUGAAAUUGAUUUUGGUACAGUAAGGUACUUAGAGUUACAGGUACGCUCCAUCACAAUAAAGAACACUGGUAAGUUGCCAGUUGAAUUUGAGUUCAUUAAUAAGAUGGAUGAAACAAGCUUUUGCAAAGAGUGGCUUAUAGUAGAACCAUACAAGAAGUGUAUUUGUGCUGAUGAGUCAUGCGAAAUUCAACUUAAAGUACUUAUAAAUAAAACUUCAGCCUGCAAAAUGAAUGCAGGAACUGAUAAACUUUAUGAUAUACUUGUAUUACAUUUAUAUGGGGGUAAAGACAUUUUCAUCACUGUUAAUGGCACAUACCAAAGAAGCUGUUUUGGGUGCUCUAUAGAGGUUCUAGUUAAUCUUAAUAUACCAAUCAGGGAGGUACCUGUUGGAAAAUUGAUUGAGCUAGAAAGCAAAAGAGACCAAUGCAUUUCAAAUCAGUCUACCUACUCUAUACCAAAAGAGAUUUGGUUCUUAGUAGAUCAUAUAUAUUUGCAUGGAUUAAAGGAACCUAAUUUAUUUGAACAACCUGGUUUGCAUUCUGAAGUAUUGCAGAUCAGAGAUUGGUUGGAUGCUGGUUCUAUAGAUCCAAUUCCUGGAAGUAUCCAUUCAGUAGCUGAGGCAUUACUCCUCUUGUUAGAAAGUACUGCUGACCCAAUAAUUCCAUACAAUCUGCACCCUGUUUGUUUAAGGGCCUGUGCUAACUAUUUACAAUGCAAACAAAUAGUAAUGGAGUUGCCAGAGUUUAGAAAAAAUGUUUUUCUUUACUUAUGUGAAUUUCUCCAAGAAGCUCUACAGCACAGUGAUGAGAAUGGACUAGAUGCAAAAACAUUAUCUACAUUAUUUGGCGCCAUAUUUUUAAGAGAUAAUCCAAAUGUGGUUCAAGAACCACAGUCUCGAAUAAACAAACAAAUUAUUGAUAAGAAAAAAGCACAGUUCGUUCACCAUUUCUUAGUGAACGAUCACAGUGACUUAAUUUUUUCUAGGUAA
Parnassius mnemosyne (clouded apollo) is the source of this 2565-nucleotide messenger RNA. The record is from the annotation of a GenBank genome assembly. Lineage: Eukaryota; Metazoa; Arthropoda; Insecta; Lepidoptera; Papilionidae.